UCGAUUUCGCAUAUUCCUUAAAAUCCUUGUUAAGCUCUCGGCGAAAGCAAUACCCGCAAAAAUCCCUCUUCUCGAUCAUGGAGUCCUCGACGCAACCCGACGCCCACGACCCGACGGCGGAAAAUGAUGCGGAAUCGACGGUUCUAGACCUGACGGGCUGUCAGCUACGCGAUCUCAGCUCCGUGGAGCUUCCGUCGACUCUCACCGAGCUAGACCUAACGACGAACAGGAUGACGGCGUUGGACCCUCGCAUUUCGCAGCUAUCCAAUCUCCAGAAGCUCUCUUUCCGUCAGAAUCUUCUCAACGAUGACAGCGUCCGGCCGUUGUCCUCGUGGGACACCAUCUCCGGUCUCCAAGAAUUAGUAUUCAGGGAUAAUCAGCUGAAGACAAUUCCAGAUGUUAGCAUAUUCAAAAAACUUCUGGUCUUUGAUGUUUCAUUUAAUGAGAUUUCUUCUCUUAAUGGGCUGUCCAAAGUCUCCAGCACUCUAAGGGAACUUUAUGUGUCUAAAAAUGAAGUGCCUAAGAUGGAGCAGAUUGAACACUUCCAUGAGCUUCAAAUUCUGGAGCUGGGAUCCAACAAAUUACGGGUGAUGGAAAAUCUAGAAAAUUUGGUAUCUUUGCAAGAGCUAUGGCUUGGGCGCAAUCGCAUCCGAGUUAUUAAUCUUUGUGGGCUAAAAUGCAUCAAGAAACUUAGCCUCCAAAGCAACCGUAUAACUUCUAUAACAGGACUUGAGGGAUGUGUUGCACUAGAAGAAUUAUACUUGAGCUACAACGGUAUUGCGAAAAUGGAAGGAUUGUCAAGUCUGAUAAACCUGAGGGUCUUGGACAUUGCCUCAAAUAAGCUCACACAAGUAAAUGACAUAGAGAACUUGACCAAGUUAGAAGAUCUCUGGCUUAAUGACAAUCAAAUAACCUCCCUGGAUAACAUCGCCGAAGCUGUUGCUGGUUCCAGAGAGUCACUCAGCACUAUUUACCUCGAGCGUAAUCCGUGUGUGGAUUCUUCUACAGCCUAUUUCUCCACUUUGAAACAAAUAUUCCCAAACAUUCAGCAAAUUGACUCCCAAAUAUAUGCAUAGGGGAGAUUUUGUUGGAGAAGAAAUAUGAAAUUACAUCCAGACGUUGGUGAAUUAUGUAAGAGGAUUAACUUGAGAGCUAAUUUUAUGCUUGAUGAGAGCAUGGGAAUUUUAUUUGAGUUUUAUUAAUGUUGUCAUUGCGACUGUGGUACACUUGUCGGGCCGUCUAAUAGCCCAAUAUUGGUAUAUUCCCUUGUCGUCCCAUUUAUUUAGAAAAUAUUAUUUCAAAUUUGGGCCGGCC
Andrographis paniculata is the source of this 1314-nucleotide messenger RNA. RefSeq names its product protein phosphatase 1 regulatory inhibitor subunit PPP1R7 homolog. The coding region runs from base 78 to 1076 and encodes 332 amino acids. NCBI's taxonomy places the organism in Eukaryota, Viridiplantae, Streptophyta, Magnoliopsida, Lamiales, Acanthaceae. Gene Ontology annotation, molecular function: protein binding. The record is from RefSeq and is a predicted model, not a curated record. The transcript has 6 exons.